AUGUACAUGAGCAUAGUUGGGAGACUAAUAUAUCUUACACACACAAGACCAGACAUAAGCUAUGAUGUUGGUGUGGUCUCAAGGUUCAUGCAUUCACCUACAAAACAUCAUUUUGGAGCGGUAAAAAGGAUCAUUCGUUAUGUUGUUUGCACCAAGCAUUAUGGAAUAUGGUAUAUGAAGUCAAAGAAACUACUUUUGGAAGGCUUUACAGACAGUGACUGGGCAGGGUCACAAGAAGAUAGAAGGAGCACAACUGGAAAUUGUUUCAAUGUGGGAACUGGAAUUAUCUCAUGGUUAUCAAAGAAGCAAGAAAACGUCGCAUUAUCCACAGCAGAGGCUGAGUAUGUGGCAGCCUCAAUCACAACAUGUCAAGCAAUCUGGUUAAGAAAACUUAUGAAUGAUCUCAUGCAAGAACAAACUGAAGCAAUUAUGAUCUACUGUGACAAUCAAUCCGCGAUUGCAAUGACAAAAAUCCUGUCAUGCAUGGUCGAACCAAGCACAUAG
This is a messenger RNA of Lactuca sativa (garden lettuce), 504 nucleotides long. The record is from RefSeq and is a predicted model, not a curated record. Lineage: Eukaryota; Viridiplantae; Streptophyta; Magnoliopsida; Asterales; Asteraceae.